CGCGAUUUUAUCGUGUUCAAAUCGUUAGUAAGGAUAAUAAAGGAGGAAUCCGAAAUUUGGGUAAUUGCAUGUCUUGAAUAAUAACAAUGUCGGCGACCGAAAAGGACAAAACUCCACUUUUGGGUGUUUCUCAACCCAUUUCGCUAGCCCAUCCAGAUUCAAAAGACAUUGCACAGACGACUUUAUUGAUAGAAACAUUGAAAAAGUUUGGAAGCUAUGAACCAAAAGAAGAAACAGAACAAAGAAUGGAAGUACUUCGUAAUUUGAAUCGUCUAGUCAAAGAAUGGGUUAAGAAUGUAACUGCCAUGAAGAUCCCGAAUGGAGAGGGUGUGAAUGCGGGUGGAAAACUUUUUACUUUUGGAUCAUAUCGUCUUGGAGUUCACAGUUCUGGUGCUGAUAUUGACACACUUGCUGUUGUACCACGUCAUAUCGAUCGAUCAGACUUUUUCACAUCAUUCAAAGAGAUGCUCAAUAACGAUCCAAAUGUGACAGAAUUGCAUGGUGUUGAAGAAGCUUUCGUUCCAGUUAUGAAACUUAAAUAUUCUGGUGUUGAGCUUGAUAUUCUCUUUGCUCGACUUGCUUUGAAAGAAGUACCUGAUACCCAAGAGCUUUCUGAUGACAACCUUCUCAGGAAUUUGGACCAAGAAAGUGUUAGAUCACUAAAUGGAUGCAGAGUCGCUGAGCAACUGUUGAAACUGGUUCCACGUCAAAAAGAAUUCUGUGUAACUCUACGAGCCAUCAAACUAUGGGCAAAAAAUCACGGAAUUUAUUCCAAUUCGAUGGGAUUUUUUGGAGGCAUCACAUGGGCGAUUCUCGUUGCUCGAGCUUGUCAGUUAUAUCCAAAUGCAAGUCCAUCAAGACUUGUUCAUAGAAUGUUCUUCAUUUUCUCAACGUGGACUUGGCCUCAUCCAGUAGUACUAAAUGAAAUGAACAACGACAGAAACGAUAUUCCGACACUGUGCGAGUUGGUUUGGGAUCCUCGACGAAAAAAUACAGAUAGAUUCCACGUAAUGCCAAUUAUUACUCCAGCAUUCCCAGAACAGAAUUCGACUCAUAAUGUGACUCGAUCCACCGCCACUGUUAUAAAGAACGAAAUAUGCGAAGCCCUUGAAAUUUGUCGAGAUAUCAGUGAAGGAAAAUCGAAAUGGACUGCUUUAUUUGAAGAAGUCAACUUUUUCAGCAGAUAUAAGCAUUUUAUUGCUCUUAUCAUGGCUGCUCCUAACGAGGAAGAAGAAUUAAACUACGGUGGUUUCCUUGAAUCACGUAUCCGUCUUCUUGUGCAAAGCCUUGAACGUAAUCAAGAUAUUAUAAUAGCCCACAACGACCCGAAUAAGCAUAAACCAUCUCCAAAUGCAAAGUUUGAUGUAAAUCCAGAAAACAAGAGGGUUACUGUAUGGUUUAUUGGUCUUGAAUUCGCGGAACAUGCUAAAACUCUUGAUUUGACAAAUGAAAUUCAACGAUUCAAAACAAAUGUCGAACUACAAGCGAGUAAUGUGAAGGGUAUUGGACCAAAUUGUCAAGUGCAGAUUGAUAUGUUCUAUGUAAAGAGAAACAGUCUGAUUCAAGUGAUUAGUGCUGCUGAUCUUCGCCGUGGCCGUCGCUGGAAGAAAGUUGUUCCAAUUGCUACGAAUACUUCCGUCAGCAGUUCUACACCCCGAAGUGUUGUGCGAACUACAAGUACUAGCUCUGUACCAACUACUCCAACUGGACUUGCUGCUCCAAAAACACCACUAUCUGCAUCAGUUUCUGCCACGAAUGAACCUGAUUCAACAACAAAUGGUACUCCAUUAUCAAGAAAACGUAGUAUGGAUGAAGAAUCAUCAACUACUGUAACUUCACAAAUUUCUGAUGAAUCUGUACCAAAAAAGAAAACACGUGAUGAUACAUUAGAAGAGAAUAGAGUUUCAAUGGUUGUUGAAGUUUCGAAUGUUGUGGUUGAACAAAGAACAAAAGUUGUUCAAGAAAUAGUUGAUUUGCAAGCUGAUAAUGGAUUGAAUACAUCAAAUGGUUUGGAAGCCAGUGAACAGAAAAUGGAGGUUCCACAAAGUGUUUAAUAAUGGGUACGUUAUGAUUCUCAAUUAAAAGAAAUUUAAAAAAUUGGUAAUCGGAAUCAGAGGUGGACUGUAAUCGAAAAGUUCUGAAAUUUCCGUGUUUUAAGUUUUCCACAAGGCAAUUUCCGCAGUUGGAGAACCUCAACAUGUUGGUUAAUUCUUAAAAAUAAUUUUGGAAAAAUAAACUAGAAAUGAGCGAAAAAGCAAUUUCAACUGCAUUGAUAAAAUUUUGAUCUCACUAACAGUAUUCAAAGUUUAAAGUUUAAAAAAGUAAACAUUGAGGAAAUUGUUAAGAACAACUCCCAUGGUACCUAAAACCCAAAUUUCAAAAAAACAACCAAAAAUUAAGUUUGCAAAAAAAGUUGGAAAAUUCAAAUAUUGUAAAAACAGCUGGAUAAAGCUACACGAGCCGAGAUUUUUCAGUAAAUUUCAAAGAUCGCUAUUUUGAAAUCAGCUUCCAUAAUUAUCCAUACAUCGAUUUACAAAGACGUUUUAAAAUUAUACCAUCUUUUCAGGUGUCUACUGUCUUCAAACCAAAAGUUUUACACACUUUUUCACGCGGUUCUUUUAUUCUCUCACAUUUGUAAUAUAUCAUUGAUAAUAGUUAUCAGAUCGCUUCACUUUAGAGAAUUUAUCACCAUUUAUUUGUUCGUUUUCUCUUCGUAUUUGCAUAAGAUAAUCAUCCAAGUACCAAUAUGCAUUUCUUUUGGUUUUUAACUUUGUCUUCCUCAGUAUAUGUUUUCUUUAUUGAAACUAUAUGAUCCUCCAUUUCAUUAUUUUCUUGUUUUUUCUUCAUCAAGUAUAUGCCUUCUACUUCACUUUUUUUGUCUUAUGUUUCCUUCUGUUUUUUUCAUGAAAAAAUUUAUUUAUAUGAGCCAAAUUGGCAGCUUCAUUGUUUUUUCUUUGACUUCACAUACCAUCGCUCUUCUCGGAAUCAUUUAAUCUACUUGUAUUUACUAUUUUGCUUCUCUGUUACUAUCUAUCUCUGAGUUUUCAGAGAAUUACAUUUGCUUUGUAUAAAAAAAAGCCAAAAACUCUGAAAAAAUCAAGAAAAAAAAUCGGAGGAAUCGCACUCGUUUCUUCCCCCAAAAAAGGCACGCAUUCCAAUUUUCUUUCCUCUUUUUCCUCAUUUUUUACCACAUUUUCUUCCUUCUCGAUUUGUCGUUUUAUCCACGAUAAGUCAUUCAUCCUUUUUUUCCCUUUCUCCAACAGUCUCAUAAACUUCUCCCUUCAUUCAUACAUCAGUCCACGAUGUCUUCUCAUCCCCGUCCAAACUUACCUUUUCAUUUAAUUUUAAUCAUCUCUCAAUUGUUUACUGUUUUCGGUUCAGAAAGUUUGCAAUCAUUUUUGUGCACGCUCAUGUUUUGUGAACGGAUAAUAAUGGUUAAUAAAAAGAGAAGACGUCCA
Caenorhabditis elegans is the source of this 3458-nucleotide messenger RNA. The record is from RefSeq. NCBI's taxonomy places the organism in Eukaryota, Metazoa, Nematoda, Chromadorea, Rhabditida, Rhabditidae.